CAGUCACAGUUAUGAAUGAGAUUCAAUCCAUUAUUUAGACGUGGUUUAUCAAUGCGCUUUUGUUCUUGCCAUGUCUGGAAUUGAGCACGCGUCGACGCAGAGCAUCAGACCUUUUAGGUCCUGUGAGGAAUACCUCUACGCGAUGAAGGAAGACCUGGCCGAGUGGCUGAAGGACUUGUACGGCGUGGACAUUACGGUGAAUAACAUGGUGCAGGCGCUGGAGACGGGCGCGCUCCUCUGCGCUCACGCCAAUAACGUAACGCGCGCCGCCGACGAGUUUCGGCACCAACACGGCCGUGAGUGCGCGCACCUGCCCUCCUCCGGGGUGACUUACAUGAGCUCGGCUCAACCUGCAACCUUUCUGGCCAGGGAUAAUGUGUCCAACUUCAUCAACUGGUGUCGGAAUGAAAUGCGCAUCAAAGACGUUCUGAUGUUCGAGACAGACGACCUUGUCCUUCGAAAGAACGAGAAAAACGUGGUGCUCUGCCUGCUCGAGGUGGCCCGACGGGCCUCUCGUUUCGGCAUGUCCGCGCCCGUCCUUAUUCAGCUGGAGGAGGAGAUCGAGGAGGAGAUUCGUGAGGAGAAAAUGGAGUCUGUGGUCAAGAGAUGCUUGAUAAACACAGAGAACCUUGAUGAGAUGGUUCAAUAUCUGAUAAGUCGCUGCACUUGUCCCAGUCAGUUUCCCAUGGUGAAGAUAUCAGAGGGCAAAUAUAGAGUCGGAGACUCCAACACCAUCAUAUUUGUGCGAAUCUUAAGGAAUCAUGUGAUGGUGAGAGUGGGUGGUGGAUGGGACACCCUGGAGCACUAUCUGGACAAACAUGACCCCUGCCGCUGCACAUCUCUUUCCCAUAAACUGGCACAGCGCCCUGGCACUCCUGUCCAUGAGAUCAAAGCCAGGCAAAGCGGGCCUGAUGGCCAGGCUAUGUCUCAAAUCUCUUUGGUGCUAAGCCGAACCCAGUCCCCACUCGAUCCUGUAAUAUGGACUUCUUCUGGUCCCACCAGAAUCCAGAGAUCAGAGCCGGGGCUCAGGUUAAGACUAAGGGUCCCUUCCCAACAGACCAAAUCUGAUAUUAAGGACAUGCUGAAGUCCACUUGCAGAACAGGCAGAGAACCCAGUAGGGUGGCUCCGUCUCCACGUGUAACCAGUAGUCUUCCCCGACCAGCCCGCCAGUCCACCCCACCACCACAAGAGACUCAGCGCCCCAGUACACCCUUGGUCUUGCAGAAGGUCUACAGCCAAACCUUUACUCCACCACAGCAAGGGCGAGAUAACAAGCCUAGGCAGAAUUUGACUAAGUCUCAGAUUGUAUCAAAGCUGAGACAAAAUGCCACAACUGGACCAAAGAACAACAAGGAUUUACAAAGUGUUCCAGAGAAGCUAGGACCUUCAUUGGCAGCUCGACCAUUGCAGAGCGUUACACCGGUUCAAUGUCUUGCAACCAACAACAGUGGUUUGGUAAGGCAACAAGACAUUCAAGACAGUGGGAAUGCCAGAAAGAGCCCGGGGUUCAUUCGGACAUUUUCUCCUACAAAAGGGCUAAUGGGUGUUAUAUCAGGGGAUGGACAUACUAGGCUCCUUGCAUUAAAUGAAAAAGGCCAAUCAUCAGACAGUCCAUCCCCACCUACCAGACUUCAAAUAAAUGAGAACAGCCAACAGAGAUCGUCUUCACAUGGUGACAGAAAGCAUAACUUGGUACUUCCAAAGCACACUGUAUUAAAUUCUGUCAUCUAUUCUGACUUCAACAGGACCAUAGUGGAGCCGUCUCAACCUGUUACUGUUGUGAAUGCAGAAAACAAAAAUAGAGAUACAAAGAGAAGCUAUCUUUUUACUCCUCCUCCUAUCAGUCCUGCUCAGGAGGCCAUCCUGUAUCAGAGCCUUGAGGAAGAGAUCCUGUUUAACCUACAACAGCUUGGCAUGGACUCUGAUGGUGGUGAUUCAGAGAACGAGCAGGACAGUAGUCAGCCUGACACCCUAAUGAAUUCUCCAGAGAUUUCACAUAAGAUCAGGCAACCGUCUAUCCACAACACAUCCUCUGGUGGAUCCCGUUCAUCUUCUAGACAAACUAAUACAAGGGAUGCUAAUUUUGAAGCUGUUAUUGAUGAGCUUUCAAAAGGGAGGAGACCACUUGAGAAAGUAUCUGUUGAAAGUUGGGUGAACAAUUUCUCCAAAGAUCUCAGAGGCAACAAGCAAGAAAGUCAGACUAACACAAGAAACCUAAAUGUUUUCAAACCCUCUGUGGCAAGUUCCUGGUCAUCUCUAGGUUCAAGUAUAGAUUCAAAAGAAUCUACAGAACCAUCCAAUACUGCUGAAGCUAACAACUCUGAAACUAGCAACAAAGAGAAGCCGCAGGUCUCUUCAUCAUAUCAGAGGAGAUCAUUGAAAAAGCCAGAAAGGGUGCCCUCCAUCUAUAAGUUGAAGCUGAGACCUUGUAUGCGUCCAAGACGGGACAACAGACCUGACAAGACACCUACAAAGAUCCCCAAACCAAUUUGUUAUAGAAGUCAAAGCCCAGAAUACACCACUCAGAACACCACGUCCGUUAUGACUGAUACUCAGAAAGGUCUUAAUGUUUCUUCUAGCGCUUCCACCAAAAGAUGCUCAAGGAAGACCCAUCAAACUACAUCCAAAUUCAGUGCCACAAAGUGCAGAGGAGGAGACCAGGAGAUAUCGGCAAAUCAAGAGCUUGAAUUCUGGGUUUAA
Molecule: messenger RNA, 2701 nt
Organism: Tachysurus vachellii
Lineage: Eukaryota; Metazoa; Chordata; Actinopteri; Siluriformes; Bagridae
Product: GAS2-like protein 2A
Exons: 6
Coding region: 71-2701 (876 amino acids)
Biological process (GO): protein localization to microtubule plus-end; actin crosslink formation; microtubule bundle formation
Cellular component (GO): stress fiber; cytoplasm; microtubule plus-end
Molecular function (GO): actin filament binding; microtubule binding; cytoskeletal adaptor activity
Source: RefSeq, a predicted model, not a curated record